AAAUAAAUUUUAAAAACAUGAAAAUACUCAUUCAACCCCUUUUUUUCACGUAAAUCUUAAUGAUUGAUUGAUUCUGGAUGGAAGACUUUUGAAGUACCAAGUACAAGUCAACUUUUUAAUUUUACUUUUAUUUUAAAAGAAAUUAUAAAAAAAAAAAAAAAACUAUUAUCGCCUAUAAAAUCGUAUAUAAAAGAGUGAGAUGGUUCACUUCUACACUAGCAUUCUUCCAACACCUUCCUUCUUCCCCGAAGCUACUUUACGGCCCACAAUCACUUUCGCUUUUCUUCCCUUUUCCCUUUUCUUUUUUUUUUUAUUUUAUUUUACAUUGUUUAUAAAGCCUAAUACAAAAAUGGCGCAUAAAAUCCUAUCCACCGGAAUUCCUCACAAAAACCUCCCGGAUAACUAUAUCCGACCCGAAUCACAAAGACCCAACUUAUCUCAAGUCUCCGAAUGUGAGGACGUACCCGUUAUCGACUUGAGUUCUAAGGAUCUUUCACAAAUCCUCGAACAAGUCUCAUAUGCUUGUAAGCAUUACGGGUUUUUUCAGGUGAUCAAUCAUGGGGUGUCUAAGGAAUUGGCUGAGGAGAUGCAAAAGGUGGCUAAAGAGUUCUUUAAUUUGCCAGUAGAGGAAAAACUCAAGCUAUAUAGUGAUGAUCCAACAAAAACAAUGAGAUUGUCAACAAGUUUUAACGUUAACAAAGAGGAAGUUCAUAAUUGGAGAGAUUAUCUUAGGCUCCAUUGUUGGCCUCUUGAGCAAUACGCUCCCGAGUGGCCUUCUAACCCUCCAUUAUUCAAGGAAACAGUGAGCAAGUACAUAAAAGAAGUUCGAGAACUAGGGUUCAGAAUACAGGAACUAAUAUCAGAGAGCUUAGGAUUGGAGAAGGAUCACAUAAAGAAUGUCCUAGGAGAUCAAGGACAACACAUGGCUCUUAACUAUUACCCCGAGUGUCCGGAGCCGGAGUUGACGUACGGGUUGCCGGGUCAUACGGAUCCGAAUGCCCUUACCAUCCUUCUACAAGACUUGCAAGUAUCUGGCCUACAAAUCUUCAAGGAUGGUAAAUGGGUUGCUGUCAAACCUCAACCUGAUGCAUUUGUCAUUAACAUUGGUGAUCAAUUGCAGGCAUUGAGUAACGGUAUAUACAAGAGUGUAUGGCACAGAGCAGUUGUGAACACAGAUAAGCCAAGAUUAUCAGUAGCUUCUUUCCUCUGCCCUUCGAAUGAUGCAUUGAUCAGCGCGCCACCACCUCUCACCGCCAACGGAUCACCGGCCAUGUACCGGGACUUCACGUAUCCUGAGUACUACAAGACUUUCUGGAGUAGGAACUUAGACCAGGAGCAUUGUUUGGAGCUUUUUAAGAACCAAACUUAGCUAAUCUAUCCCAUUCAUAUAUGAAAUGCAUCUAGUUGUAGUGGAGUGAAUACUUGUAUCAUCCAGAUUCCAGUAUUAGGUUGGAAUCAUUUCUUCUUUCGUCUUAAGUGUUCUUCUAUGUAUUGUUCUUAAACGAACUAUGUACUAUUGCUUAAUAAUUAUAGUUGGUUUGUGAAAUUUGUAAUGUUAUUUGUAAGAAGCUAGUAGUAGCUAGACAAAACUAAAUAAUCUAUAUCUCAAUGAAAACUUGGUUUAGGGAUUCUCUA
Chenopodium quinoa (quinoa) is the source of this 1635-nucleotide messenger RNA. RefSeq names its product protein DOWNY MILDEW RESISTANCE 6-like. The record is from RefSeq and is a predicted model, not a curated record. NCBI's taxonomy places the organism in Eukaryota, Viridiplantae, Streptophyta, Magnoliopsida, Caryophyllales, Amaranthaceae. The transcript is spliced from 4 exons. Bases 200 to 1369 code for a protein of 389 amino acids.